AUGGGCGGGAACCACUCCCACAAGCCCCCGGUGUUUGAUGAGAACGAAGAAGUCAACUUUGACCACUUCCAGAUCCUGCGGGCCAUCGGGAAAGGGAGUUUCGGGAAGGUAUGCAUUGUGCAGAAGCGAGACACGAAGAAGAUGUACGCGAUGAAAUACAUGAACAAACAGAAGUGCGUGGAGAGGGAUGAGGUGCGGAACGUGUUCCGAGAGCUGCAGAUCAUGCAGGGAUUGGAGCACCCAUUCCUGGUGAACCUGUGGUAUUCCUUCCAGGAUGAAGAAGACAUGUUCAUGGUGGUGGACCUGCUGCUGGGCGGGGACCUGCGCUACCACCUGCAGCAGAACGUGCACUUCACAGAGGGCGCCGUGAAGCUGUACAUCUGUGAGCUGGCCCUGGCUCUGGAGUACCUGCAGAGGUACCACAUCAUCCACAGAGACAUCAAACCGGACAACAUCCUGCUGGAUGAGCAUGGGCACGUGCACAUCACGGACUUCAACAUUGCCACAGUCGUGAAAGGAGCGGAGAAGGCUUCCUCCAUGGCCGGCACCAAACCCUACAUGGCCCCAGAAGUCUUCCAGGUAUAUGUGGAUGGAGGGCCCGGGUACUCAUAUCCCGUGGACUGGUGGUCCCUGGGUGUCACGGCCUAUGAGCUGCUACGAGGCUGGAGGCCAUAUGAAAUCCACUCGGCCACACCCAUUGACGAGAUCCUCAACAUGUUCAAGGUGGAGCGUGUGCACUACUCCUCCAUGUGGUGCGAGGGGAUGGUGGCCCUGCUGAAGAAGCUGCUGACCAAGGACCCCGAGAGCCGCCUGUCCAGCCUCAGUGACAUCCAGAAUACGGCCUACAUGGCUGACAUGAACUGGGAUGCAGUGUUCGAGAAGGCUCUGAUGCCCGGCUUUGUGCCCAAUAAAGGGAGGCUGAACUGUGACCCCACGUUUGAACUUGAAGAAAUGAUUCUAGAAUCCAAGCCGCUUCACAAAAAAAAGAAGAGGUUGGCCAAGCAUAGGUCCAGAGACAGCACAAAGGACAGCUGUCCCCUGAAUGGACACCUGCAGCAGUGUUUGGAGACCGUGCGGAAAGAGUUUAUCAUAUUCAAUCGAGAGAAGCUCAGGAGACAGCAGGGCCACGAUGGCCAGCUCUCAGACCUGGAAGGCCGAGUAGGAAGCCAGGUUUCCAGCAAGCUGCAGGACGGUCGAAACAACAAUAUCCUGACCCAUACAUGCACCCGGGGCUGCAGCAGUUAA
Molecule: messenger RNA, 1245 nt
Organism: Arvicola amphibius (Eurasian water vole)
Lineage: Eukaryota; Metazoa; Chordata; Mammalia; Rodentia; Cricetidae
Gene: Stk32b
Product: serine/threonine kinase 32B
Exons: 12
Coding region: 1-1245 (414 amino acids)
Biological process (GO): G protein-coupled receptor signaling pathway; protein phosphorylation; regulation of signal transduction
Molecular function (GO): ATP binding; G protein-coupled receptor binding; G protein-coupled receptor kinase activity
Source: RefSeq, a predicted model, not a curated record